CUAGUUUUAAAAGUUUUUAAUUAAUAUUAAUUUAUACCUGUGGAUAUUUUGAACACUUACCAUAUUAUCAUAAAAAAAUAAGAUAAUUUUUAAAGUUAUAUUUGAUGUAAAAUGAACUUUUUUAGUAGUCUUAUCAACAGACGCGGACUAACUAUAAUGGGAUACUAUAUAAUUUCAAGGAAAAAAAAAACAAUUUUUUAAAAUUAUUAAUAAUAAUUUUAAGUAAAUGAAUUGGGGAACAUUUAUGGUGGAAGGGUAAAUAAAUAUUGAGGCAAUAAAUGCCAUAGCUAAUGGCGUAAAAUCUAAUGGGGUAAAAAUCCGGGUGGUGCUAAAAUUGUGUAAACCAUGUAGUCAUAGCCCCUACACCCCCCAAUCAAUCACAUUAAUAUAGAUAGCUGUAAAACUGAACGAUUAUGGUUAAUCGGUGGCAUAAUAUAGAAAUGUUCUAUUAUACAAAAAAUAACGAUUUUAUUUGCUACAAUAAUAGUAUAAUGUAAACGUAAUGUAAGAAAAAAAAUUAAUCUAAAAAAUAUUGUUAGUAUAAUAGUAUAAAUAAAAAACAUUUUUGAAACUAUAGGCAUUAAAAUUCAGUUAUGGUACUAUUAACUGGAUGUAAUAAAGCACCUCCUCACAACCCCAGUAGUUAGUGCCACUGACUACAGCAUCCCAAUCAGUCCGUGCUUACUUAUCAAACGAAUUUAAUUAAAAAUACUGAAAAAAAAACUUUGCUUAUUUAUAAUAGACUGAUAGGGCAUUAACGUAUGUAAUGCAACUAAUUAUUGGCAAUGCCUUAUUUAUCUUCGACUCGAGACAACCACAAUGAUAAUCGACUCAGAUUAUUUAACAGUUUAUUUAGAUGGAAGAAAUCAGAAAAACAAAAACAAAAAGCCAGGCAAUUAAGCAAAAGUGAAGUAUGUAUUGCAACGAAAAUGUCUGUGAAAACGAGAAAUUCUUGCCCAGCUUCGCCGGCGUUAUCUAUACCUAGAUCCAGAGAUUUAUUCCAAGACAUGGAAGCUUUAAGAAUAUCAAGACAUGACAAUCCCUAUAUACAGAAAAAAAUAAUAGCAAGUAGAGAGAGCUUAUUGGAAGAUAGUAUUGAUCAUGUAUCUAUAACUGACGACAUAGAUAUUAUGGCUCAGGAAUAUUUGGCUGAUAUGAACCCUAAUGCAUUAGUUGAACUCCAUCAACACAUGGUGAGAAGUCCCCCCCCGACAUCGUGGCCACGAAUCCCUCUAUUUAAAUUUGAUGAUAAAGAUCAAGAUCAGGAACUGUUAGAUGAUAGGUGUGCAAGUCCACAAACAGUUCGUUCAUUAUUUCACAGUCCUUAUUCAAGUGGUACUUCCAGUUGUAUGGUUUCCCCGCGUUACAAUCAUCAAUCUCGGUGUAGUCGAUCAGUAAGUGAGACUCGAGGUAAACUUUAAAUAAAAAAAAAUAUUGGAUAGAUUUUUAAGUGACAAUAUUAAUAUAUUUUGUAUGUAUUUGGUUAUGUACAAAUAUUUUAUAUAAUGGAGACUUAAACUGUUAUUAUUUUAAAAACGUUAUCAUCAUUAUUAUAAUUUCUCAAAAAUGUAACCAAAGAAAUUGCUAUUUUCAAAAAUAACACUCAAAAUCAUAUUUUAAUAUUAUUCGCAUAUAAUGAAAGGGGAAAUAUUAAUAUAUCACUUCUAUUUACUAAUUUUGAGUAGAGUAAAGAAAAAUCGAUCCUAAAAUGAAUAUUUUGUGCGUUUAAUUACAUAAAUAUAAUUUAUACUCAGUAAUAAAUUAGUAAAUGUAAUACUCGCUAUACUAAAAUAAUUAUUAAUUUUAUUUAUUUAUUUAUCAUAGUUCUGUGUCCAGUUUUUAUAUUUAAUAUUAAUUAUUUUUACUCCAGUUUUUUUUUUAAGUGAAGUGUAAAUUCAAAGAGUUUAAACUUAAGUUCAAAUUAAAAUAAAGCUGGCCUCUCGAUUUUUUUUAAAUCAUAAUUUUGUUAAACUAAUUUUUAAUAUUUUUUAUUUUAUAUAUUUCUUGAUUUAUUAUAUUAUUAAUUACUUUUUAUCAAAAUCCCUUUUAACUUAUAGUGGUGUGAACUUUAUUUUUUAAAUACCAAUAUACAUUUUUAAUUUAUAAGUUAAUUAAAUAUACAUGUAGCCAUUAAAAAAAUAUUGACACCUUUAUAAGAAAUAAAAAACGAAUUAAUAAAGUAUUUAAUAACUAAUAAAUCAAGAAAUAUAUGUACUUAAAAACUACCAAUAAUAAUAUUUUUAACGUAAUUAUUAUUUUGAGAGAACUCGAGUAGCUAGCAUUAAAAAAAUCACUCUGUAUCUAGUGAUUUCUUUGUGAAUUUAAAACAAUUAUGUAAUUAAAGGAAAUUAUUUUUAUGUUUCAUUUAUUUCAAAAGUCAAUUACUAUUAAAAAUGUUCGUUGUAUUUAAAAUGAUUAAUAUAUUAAUUUUUAUCUAAUAUAUACGUACUAUGCAUUUUAACAUCAUAUUGCAAUUUCACCAAUUUUUAUUAUAAAUGAAAAAAAUAUGAUUGAAUUAAUCACAUAUAGAGAAGACUAUUAAUCGAAUUUUUCAUUUAUCCUACAGAAAAUACAGAUGACCUAAACAUUUUAUACAAUAAUUAUAUUUUUUAUUUUUAAUUAUCACUUAAUAAUAUUUGAAAAAGGAGCCACUUUUCUUUUACUGUGACUUGUAAAGCGAGAAAAAAAUAUGUUUAGCUUUUUUAACAUAGCUCUGAGAUAAGCUCAUGUCACCCAUCUCCAAUUCCGAUCUUAUCCAAACAUAAAUUUUUAUGGUUAGAUCAUGAUUAACUUUACAUUAAUAUAUUCAAAAUAGAAUACCAAAACAAUAUAUUUCUGAUGUUUAAACUCCUAAUAUUGCAUUUUUAUUUAAUUUUUAAGUUUAAAUUAAAAAAUAUUCGUAUUUUAAAUAUUUUUUAUAUUAUUAGUAUAUUUUCUUUUAGUAUUUAUUGUAAUACUUUUUAAAUACAUUUAUUUAAUACAUUUUAAACUAGAAUAAAAUUAUUUAACGGAUGCUAGUUUAUUUAUCAGUAAAGCAUUCAUAAUAUUUUAAUUUUAAUUCAAACAAAUUUUCAUAUAAUUAUACAAAUUGUAUUGCUUUUAUUAAAUAAUCCAUUAAUGAUAUUUGAAAAAUUUUAUUAUAUUUAUUGAAAAAAAAAAAGGUGAGAGAUUUGAUUAAUUAAAUUAAAUAAAUUAAAAAUAUCAGUAACAAUACGAAAAAUGUAACUUAUGUCUAUUAGUAUAAAGCUAUAAAUGUUUUAAAUUUUACAUGUUACACAUCACAUGUAAUACUUAGUAAAAGUUAAAAAGAAAGAAAACUCAUUUUACUAUUGCGCAUUUUUGUAAGCAAUUAAAUUACUAAAUUAAGUUAUUUUCUAAUCUUUUAACAAAACUAUCUAGUCAAUAUUCAACUUAUAAACUAAUAUAGAAUUUUAUAAAAAUAAAUUUAUUAGUGUUAGAUAUAGAAUUUGUGAUAUUUCAUUUGUUAUGUAAUUUUUUAUAAAGUGUAAAGUAUUUAUCAAAUAAUGUUAUAUUAUAAAAAUUGAUUGUAAAAUUUUUACUUAAAUAUUUAAACACCAACAUUUUAAUGAAAAAUCUAUUACAAAUAUAUAAUUCUGAAUAAAGUAAAUAUUUGCUUUAUGGUGUCUAUUAUUCUGUUAGUGAUUUUUGGUUACCAAAUUUAAAAAAUAAUCAUUAUACUUCAUAGAAAUCUGUUUUUAUCGCUAACUAAUGUUAAAAAUGAAUCUAGAUUAUUAUAUUAUCAAUGUUAUAUUUUUAAAUUAUUUUUGAGAUUAUAGGUUUGUCCAUUAUAAUUGCAAUAAAUAUUAAAUUUUGUUAAUCUCAUUAAAAGUCCUUUUGAUGAACGAAAUCAAAUAUUUGUAAUUCUUUAUAUGGAACAACUAUGUACAUGAUUUGGCAUUUCAAAUAUUCUUUUUAUGUAUAAAUAUUAUUAUGAUCAAUAUUACCUAUUAUAGUAUUAUAAUAUAUUUAUAAAACAAGUUGUUUUAAAAUGUACAAUGCAUAAUUUGUUUAUUGAAUAAAUGAAUACAGUUACAAUUUA
Molecule: messenger RNA, 4060 nt
Organism: Daktulosphaira vitifoliae (grape phylloxera)
Lineage: Eukaryota; Metazoa; Arthropoda; Insecta; Hemiptera; Phylloxeridae
Exons: 7
Coding region: 786-1421 (211 amino acids)
Source: RefSeq, a predicted model, not a curated record